UUUUUGAGCCAAAGGAGUAAUUAUGACUCUUUAUUCUUAAGAUUUAGGAAAUCUAAAUCUCUUGUUCUGAAGAACCUUCUCUUGGUCUUUUUCUGCCAUUCUCCUUUGCUGCUUGAUGGGAGAAUUAGGGAUGGAUUUAAUGGAUUGGGAUAUAAGUAUUUAGAAGUGUCUAACUAAAACUUUUGAUAACAAGCUUAUCUGAGUUUAAUAAUUUUGUGAGCGAGCUUCCCCAUCUUUGUAAUUAAUCAUUAAAUAUUUAAAUCCUGAAUUCAGAUUAUUCUCAGAUUCUCAGAAAUUUCAUCUUAUUGGUAUUCAAAGACCUUUAAAAUAACUGGCAAACUGUGUAGAACAAGAAAGGUUCAUUUAGAGCUUUCUAUAGUUUCUAGGAUGUCGUUUAUUAAGAUUUCAUGAGGAGAUAAUUAAAAACCUGCACAAGAUUUCUUUAAAUCUCGUGAAAAAUCAUUUUUUAACCCAGCUUUAAGUGUGAAAUCCUAAAAUAUUGGAUUAAAGUCAUCCUUUGGCAAUUUUUGAUGGUUCAUAUAGAUGGAAGGACAAAGUGAAUAUCCACAACACCAUAAAGGAAGGGAAGUCUUCCCUCACGAAGAAAUGGCGAUGAAGCCUUACUCCAGAGUAAAGAAGAAAGGAAGGUGGUCUUUUGAAGAACACCAAACAUUUAUAAAUUGUCUUAAGAAAUACGGAAAGAAUUGGGAUAACAUAGAAGAAAUGGUACCAAGUAGGACAAGCAUCCAGAUUAGGUCACACUGCCAGAAGUAUUUCGACCAGAUUAAGAAGGACUUUAACAUAGAUGAUCCCAUGAAAUAUGUGCUUAAGGAUAUGGCAGAUGCUACUCCAUUGUAUCAAUUUGAGAAGCCUCAGAAAUAUGAGGAAACAAGAAAUUCAAUAGAUCCUCAUGCAACAAAAAUGAGUGGAAAAGAGUCGAGAUUCAGACCAGAAGUCAUUGGAAGUAGUAACUCACAAGCGAGAGAUAAAUAUCCCUCAGCCAUGAUGAAAAAGAGAGACUUAAAGUAUGCAGAGAAGAGCUUGGGAAACUCUCUGUCUUCAACCAUGUAUACGAAAAAGAUAUUACAAAAUAGCAACAGUCUAGAUUCUUCAACUAUACUGUCAAAAAUAGAGAACAUUUAGGAAAAAGACUGAGUCUUUUUCCUGUUUGAAUCCUUAUUCUAAUGAUGCUAUUGAAGAGGAGUUUGCCAAGCCUAAGUGCAAGUCUCAAAUGAAAGAAGAUGAGUCUCAACUGAAGAUUAAGAAAGGAUGCAAUCUACUGGCUCUAGGUGAAGGUAAAAUAAUACUUCAAGCAGAAAGGAUAGAAUCUCUCACCCCUUUACAAUACAGAAAAGUCAAUGGAGAAAUAAAUAUGAUAAUUCCUGAGUAUCCUUGUGAGAUCACUAUUGUACCCUUAAAUCAAGCUGAGACAUUUAUUAAUCCUAAAUUUCCUCAUUCUCAACUUUUUAUAAAUUCUCAUCAGAAAGUAACAGAAGCUACUAAGUUUGGCUCUUACAAUGAAAAUGCGUUCUAUGAUGAAGAUCCAUCUUCCUGAAGAGUUCCCCAGUUGCAAGGUAGAGAUUCUGGCAUCAGAUCCAUCCAAAAGACACCAUUCCAAGACGAUAGUUUCAAUUUUUCACAAAACCAGUCCUAAAAACACCCAAUAGAGGGUCUGC
Molecule: messenger RNA, 1676 nt
Organism: Moneuplotes crassus
Lineage: Eukaryota; Ciliophora; Spirotrichea; Euplotida; Euplotidae
Source: the annotation of a GenBank genome assembly